CCACGCGUCGCAAUCGCAGCCAAGGAUUUCUCAGAGAAAUAUCUUCGUAGCGCUAGGGUUUAGGGUUUACUACGGGCGGGAAGAAUGCAUCGCGUAGCGCUGCAUCCGGGCGCUACGACGAUCACCCCCGCAUUUGGGGGGCUCAAAUUCAAUCGCAAGUGCUCGCUCAUUCGGGCAGUCGCUGGAAAUGGUCCGUCGAGGGGCUUCUCUUCCGCUACGAAGAAGCAGCGAGAGGACACGAGGUAUGGCGAAGAGGAGUAUUGGAACAAACGCUACGCAGAGGAGGCGUUCAUGACAUUCGAUUGGUAUCAACGCUAUGCUGAUCUCCAACCAAUUUUGAAGAAGCAUAUACCAAAAUCUGCCCGGGUUUUGAUGGCUGGCUGUGGCAAUGCGGUUAUGUCCGAGGAUAUGGUGAGAGAUGGCUAUCAAAACAUUGUCAACGUAGAUUACUCGUCCGUUUUGAUCAACGCUUUGCAGUAUAAGUACAAACACAUGCCUCAACUUUCAUAUAAAACCAUGGACGUUCGGAACAUGGGCGAAUUCAAAGACAAUACUUUCGAUGCUGCAAUUGACAAAGGUCUGGUAGAUGCGAUGGUUUGUGCGACUAACGGUGCGGGAGACGUAACCCAGAUGCUGCGAGAGAUGUACAGGGUCAUAAAACCGGGUGGCAAUUUUGUCAUGGUUACGUAUGGCUUCCCUCUCAUCAGAGUGCCCGCUUUGAUGGACCGGGGCAUGAGUUGGAUCACAAACUGCUGGAUUCUGCCUAAACCAUACUCCGGGAGCGAGCUCUCCGAAUACCCGAACCCCAUCCCCAUGGAAGUCCAAAACUUUAUCAACACAAAGCAAGAGCAUUACGCGACUGGCACCAAUUUUGUCUACGUUGCCACCAAGCGCUCAUAGACGAGCUAAGUGCGCACACAUCUAGAGGUCGGUCGGCGCGGUACUCUGGUUUCUCUUUUAUAGCUUUCUCCUCGUCGUCGUUCGUGGAUCGUAUCCUUCCCGCUGGAAUCUCGUCAAUCGUUCUAAAAGCAGCAAAGUACGCUCGAGGGGUAAGGGAGGAACUUUAGACUUUAGACCAUGGAAAGCUUGAUCGAGUACGAGCUUAAUAGAAUCACAAAGCUUUGGCAAGAAUGAA
This is a messenger RNA of Selaginella moellendorffii, 1135 nucleotides long. Its product is annotated as EEF1A lysine methyltransferase 4. The record is from RefSeq and is a predicted model, not a curated record. Lineage: Eukaryota; Viridiplantae; Streptophyta; Lycopodiopsida; Selaginellales; Selaginellaceae. The transcript has 9 exons. Gene Ontology annotation, molecular function: S-adenosylmethionine-dependent methyltransferase activity. Bases 85 to 900 code for a protein of 271 amino acids.